This is a messenger RNA of Endocarpon pusillum Z07020, 1248 nucleotides long. RefSeq lists its product as uncharacterized. The transcript is spliced from 2 exons. Bases 1 to 1248 code for a protein of 415 amino acids. The record is from RefSeq and is a predicted model, not a curated record. NCBI's taxonomy places the organism in Eukaryota, Fungi, Ascomycota, Eurotiomycetes, Verrucariales, Verrucariaceae.
AUGAAGGAGGAUGGUGUUGGGAAGGAUGGCGGCGAGGUGUUAUCGCCCCGGUCCGCAGCAAACGAUCCAAAGUUGCGUCUGCCGGUCUCGACAGAUCCUCCAGGACCACAGAAUCCUCCCAGGCAGCUCGUAUGGCUGAUCUUUGGCGCAACAGGGCAUAUGGGCCGAUCUCUCGUUCGGGCUGCUCUUAUACACAAUGAUCCCGUGUGCGCAAUUGGCCAGUCCCACUCGACAGACACGGUUGAGUCGAUGCGCUCCCUCCAUGUUGUCUCACCUUCAGAUUCAACAACUGAAGAGCCGACUCCACACCAUCUAAAUUAUCUACCUCUCCUGUGCGAUGUACGCGUCCGUACGACUGUCUCUUCGGCCCUCCAAUCUGCCCUAUCCCACUUCGGGGCCAUAGAUAUUGUUGUAAAUUGCUCUGGACAUGGCAUCAUUGGCGCUUGUGAGGACCAGUCUGAGUCCGACGUCCGGAACCAAUUCGAGACAAACUUCAUGGGUACGUUAAAUAUCAUCCAGAUGUCACUGCCCUACUUCCGCGAGCAACAUGGCGGUAGGUACGUGAUCUUCAGCAGUAUAAGUGGAGCACUAGGCGUGCCCGGGCUUGGCCCCUAUUGUGCUACGAAAUAUGCGGUGGAGGGCCUGAUUGAGAGUAUGCUGUAUGAGGUGGAUGCUUUUGGCAUCAAGGCUACUUUGGUGGUGGGAGGCCAUAUGAGGCGGGAUGAAGGGCGAGAAGUAGUGGAGAUACGAAAAGACGGGACUUCGCGCGCGCAUCUACCUGCUCAUCCCACAGGAACGGAAAGCGGGAGCGGGAGCUUGAGGGAGAAUCCUCCUCGGCCCUUCCAGCACUUCCACAUCAAGCCGGCUAGCGCUCCAUACGCCAGCAUCACUUCCCCUGCUGGCCACUUCAAACGUAUGCUUCAGUGGAUUGGUGACAAGCAGCCUGCUUCCGCCAUUCGAUCUGCUGAGCUGAUCUGGCAGCUCGGUCACUGCUCCUUUCCGCCACUGAGGCUACUGCUGGGCAGCUACGCAGUCGAAAGUAUCCGGGAUCGGCUAAGGAGUAUUAUCGAAGAGAUUGAGGAUUGGAAGCAUUUGAGUUUCGCGGCAGUAGAGAUGGAUACGGAAAUGCCUGGGGAGGGUAAGGGGCACUUACCGGAUGGGGUGGGAGCAGACGGUGAGGAAGAACGAGAUGCACAUGAAGAUGGUGAUGAAGAAAGAGACGUUGCCAUGGAUGGGUGGUCAAGCUAG